AUGUUUACGUCAGCAGGUGCAAAUGAAUCUGAUGAAAUGACUUUGGAAGACAAGACUGUAGAAUACGCUUGUUUACAGUCUCCUUCAACACCUCCUGAGGAUCCGAAGCGGAAAACAAUGCGAUGGUUUCACAACUAUCCACGAUUCUGUUUCGUCGUGCUUUUUAUGAUCUGCACAUUCAUCGGAGGUAUAUUCGUGUCCUCGGAAAUCACCACAUGGACACUUGACGCAAUGGGCGUUCACAAUGACUUGACGACUGCAAGACAAGUGUAUGCUACUACGAGUCACAUGCUGAAUACCAUGACCCAAUGUGUAAAUAGAAGCUCGUUAGAAUAUCUGGCCGGCGCAAAAUUGCACUUCGAAGCUGAUAGCAAACGCGUUCAGAGAAUCAUCGAUGCUAAUGACCAAGUACUUGCUAAUCAGAGAAAUACGACGAUGACAUGCUCCAAUUCGCUGCUGAUGGCAUUGAAAGAACAGGUACAAAUGUCCACAGCUAACGCAGCUAACUCGACGUUGAAGUGUUUCACUGAUUCAUUUUACGCAAACAUGCCUAAGACGGAGGAUGUGUCGUCCUCACGGUCACUAGUACUUGCAGUACGUGCAUUAUUGAUAACUCAAGUUGCCACGGAAGUCAACAACAGCGUAUCCAAGCAGGCAACAAAAUUUGAGAGCCAACUUGUUGAGAUGUGGACCGCUAUCGAUACAGUCAAGUCAACCAUUGAAAAAACUGUCGGAGCAACAAGGACACUCGUCUCCCAGCAAUUGAGUUCACUAGCACCGGUACUGUCUGGAAAUGACGGCAGAGGUCACACGCAACAAUCGGCCUCUCGCCUUGGUCGCCUGGGCAAAGUAGUAUCAUCGAAGCUUUCAAAUCCAUUGACGUUAACAUCCGCUGCCAGCCUUGGGGCUAUACGAAAGACUGGUCGAACACUUCACAAAGCACUCGAGUUUCUAGCGGGGGUGCACGACGGUUUUACGGACGUUCUGGACACUGUAGAUGAAACAUGGGAACUGCUAGAGAAGCAGCUCAACGCCACCGUUCAGCAGGCCACACAGCUGCAACAGGAGCUUGUUUACACAGCCGAAUCAACGGCACAGCAGAUCAAUAAUGCGACUAGCGCUAUCACGAUUAGUUUGGAUCAGGCCCAACAGGAAAUUGCCACAUCUUUUGACAUUUUGCGCGAACAAUGGCAGGCUGCAGUCAAAAAGCUGAUUGCUGAAGGUUUUACACCGUGGGAGCGACUGGGGGACCAACUAGUAGCUGAGCUCACAGCUAAUCAGCAUCAAAGUGUCAGACCUAAGAACGCCAUUCAGCGCAAGUAUCUUCUGCCAGAUAGAAGCAUGAACUCAAGUUUGAAAAACGAGCAUCAAAAGCUGACCGUAGCUUCACGUGACGAAGGUCUCAAUAGCACACAAGCGUCAACUUCAGAUGAAGAGAAGUUUGACAUCGAUACUGCCGUGCUGCGCGCUUCGCUAGUUGACGUAAGUGCUUUGAUCACCCAAGUAAUUUUUUACGUAGACAUUGGACGUCUCGCCGUAUUGGUUGCAGAUCUAGCAGUUGGGCUGAUUACAGAGUCAUACUCUGACAUGCCAAUGCUGGAUAUCCGGGGCAUUACCACAGUCGACACGAUUGGAAGUGUAUGUGAAGUCUUCCUUUGCCAACACAGCAUUUCUGCAAUAUGUUACACACUUGUGACAAAAGCCACAGAGCUACUGCGCGUUGUGGUAACAUUUCUUCUUCUUUUCUUUGCUGCGUCAGCAAUCACCAUAGGCCUGUUCGUGUGGAAGAAUGAUCACAAUGCACACUGCCAAAGUUCUGACGUAUCGACCAACGUUUCACAAACUACGAUGCAAAGAAUCACCCGCGCAUUUUUCGAGAACAAUGGUAACAAGAGCGAGCGCGUCGUUAGUCCACUUGAUGAAGUUCAGAAGUACGCGACCACUAUCAACGAUUCCAUCCGCAAUGACUACGCGGCACUGACAGUAGACUCAGCUAUCGUGUGGAAGAACCAGUCGAUCGCACUGGAUGAUUUCGAUGACUGGACAGCAACGACAAGCAGCUUGAUUCGAAUGCUUCAAGACUGUACCAUUAAUGAUGAAGUAGCUCGUGCAGUUGAUACUUCUCUUUCAAGCCAGUGCUUGGUGACAAGUCUCAGCAAUACCUCAGCGUUUUUGACGCCACUCUCCAUUACGGAGCAGUUGAGUCACAACGCACCAUUCCUUGUACCAUCUACGGCAUUUGAAUUAUGCUUUCCAGCUGAAGCAUUACACCCUGUGGAAAGACAUGUAAUCGUUGAUACAUUGCAGCAUCAUCUUGCAUGUGCGACUGAAAAAGCUGUGUAUUUCUCAGCUGCAUCGUGGUGGCUUCUAGUGGUGGUCUUUGUUGCAAAUCGUUUUGCGGCAAGGAUGAUCAUCAAAGCUGCUGGAGUAUAUUGGUGGCGUUAUCUAAGCGCAAACCGAUUGCAGUUUGUGGGCUUUUGUCAAGAAGACGGCGAUGUUGUGGCGAGCAACAAAUUGCAGCCUGCAAUCCAACAAUACCUCAAAGAAGCAAAGUGGCAGAUUGUAUGUCGCUUCGUUGGCAUUGGCUUUGCAUUCUUGUCUGUUGUCACCGUCAUUGUCAUUGCUUUUCAUGGAGUCGCGUAG
Messenger RNA from Peronospora belbahrii, 2643 nucleotides. Lineage: Eukaryota; Oomycota; Peronosporomycetes; Peronosporales; Peronosporaceae. The record is from the annotation of a GenBank genome assembly.